Messenger RNA from Zalophus californianus (California sea lion), 4078 nucleotides. It is a transcript of the gene NTN4, whose product is annotated as netrin 4. The record is from RefSeq and is a predicted model, not a curated record. Lineage: Eukaryota; Metazoa; Chordata; Mammalia; Carnivora; Otariidae. The coding region runs from base 806 to 2797 and encodes 663 amino acids. Gene Ontology annotation, cellular component: laminin trimer. Gene Ontology annotation, biological process: substrate adhesion-dependent cell spreading; cell migration; basement membrane assembly. Gene Ontology annotation, molecular function: protein binding. The transcript has 12 exons.
GGGUCACGCAGGGAGAUGCAGGACAAGCGCCGGGAGGGGCACGAGGGAAGCUGGGGGCCGACGUGACCCGUACCCGCGGGGGCUAAGGCGGGCAGAACGAGCUGGUAGCUAGGCUUCGGGGGCGGCCCGUGGGGCCAGGAGACCCCUCCCCGGGCGCGGCGGCGGCGGCGGCGGCGGCGGCGGCGGCGGCUACCCGGCUGCGCAGGCUGCACCGCCCCGGCUGUCAAGCGAGCGCGGGGGGCGGGCAGGAGGAAGGGGUGGAGGUGCAAGGGGAGGAGGGCUGGCACCGGAGCGCCGCGGUGUCGGUGCAAUAAAAAUGCAUCCCAUGGAACUGCCCAUGGAGAAGGACGGGACCGAGACGCGGCAGCGAGAGGAGGUGGUAAAAGCGGAGGAGGACGCCCAGGAGGCAGCGGCGGCGGCGGCGGCGGCGGCCGGGAAGUGAAAGGUCUCGCAAAGUUCAGCGGCUGCUGCGGGCGCCGAGCCCCGGGCUAGCGGCGGAGGAGCCCGCGGGACGCUCCGCAGGGGCUGCGCGGCCAGGCCGGCUAUGGUCCGGGGGCUCCCGUCGCCCCCGAGGUGCCCGGGCCCCUCCAGGCCGGUGCGCGAGGGUCACCCCACCGCCCGGCGCGGCCCCGGCCCGCGGCUCCCUGCAGCCGGCGCCCGCUGACCGAGCCUGGCGCCCCAGGAGGGGGAAGAAAUAAAGAGCCCCAGUUCUUCCUGAGGACUGUUGGCGCUUCAUCCCACAACCGAGAGGGCUCAGCUCCCUCGCGCACCCGCCCGGCCCGGGUCCUCCCGGCUCGUCCCGGCCAUGGGGAGCUGCGCGCGGCUGCUGCUGCUAUGGGGCUGCUCGGCGGUGGCCGCAGGACUGAGUGGAGUAGUUGGAGUGAGUUCCCGCUGUGAAAAAGCCUGCAACCCUCGGAUGGGGAACUUGGCUUUAGGGAGAAAACUCUGGGCAGACACCACCUGUGGUCAGAACGCCACCGAACUGUACUGCUCCUAUAGUGAGAAUGCUGAUCUGACUUGUCGGCAGCCCAAAUGUGACAAAUGCCAUGCUGCCCAGCCUCACCUGGCUCACCUGCCUGCCGCCAUGGCGGACUCAUCCUUCAGGUUUCCUCGCACGUGGUGGCAGUCUGCUGAGGAUGUGCACAGAGAAAAGAUCCAGUUAGACCUGGAAGCUGAAUUCUACUUCACUCAUCUAAUUAUGGUGUUCAAGUCCCCCAGGCCAGCAGCCAUGGUGCUGGACCGGUCCCAGGACUUUGGGAAGACAUGGAAGCCUUACAAGUACUUUGCAACUAACUGCUCAGCUACGUUUGGCCUGGAAGAUGAUGUCAUCAAGAAGGGAGCUAUUUGCACUUCGAGAUACUCCAAUCCUUUUCCAUGCACUGGAGGAGAGGUUAUUUUCCGAGCUUUGUCACCGCCAUACGAUGCAGAGAACCCUUACAGUGCCAAAGUGCAGGAGCAGCUGAAGAUCACCAACCUCCGCGUGCAGCUGCUAAAACGGCAGUCUUGUCCCUGUCAGAGAAAUGACCUGACUUCAAAGCCUCAACAUUUUACACAUUAUGCAAUCUAUGAUUUCAUCGUCAAGGGCAGCUGCUUCUGCAACGGCCAUGCUGAUCAAUGCGUACCUGUUGAUGGCUUCAGACCGGUCAAGGCCCCAGGAGCAUUCCACGUGGUCCAUGGAAAGUGUAUGUGUAAGCACAACACAGCAGGUACCCACUGCCAACACUGUGCACCAUUAUACAACGACCGCCCCUGGGAAGCAGCUGAUGGCAAAACAGGAUCUCCUAAAGAGUGCAGAACCUGCAAGUGCAAUGGGCAUGCUGAUGCCUGUCACUUUGACAUUAAUGUGUGGGAGGCAUCAGGUAAUCGCAGCGGUGGUGUCUGUAAUGACUGUCAGCACAACACAGAAGGUCAGCAUUGCCAACGAUGUAAGCCAGGCUUCUACCGGGACCUCCGGAGACCCUUCUCUGCUCCAGAUGCUUGCAAAAGUGAAAACUGCUCAACUGAUGGAAACACAGUGCCUAGAGUGGUUGUUCAACCGCUAGCGAAAAUAACUGAUAGUAGAAGGAAAGGAGAAAACAGUACCAAAAAAGUGUGUUCCUGUCAUCCAGUUGGAUCAGCUGUCCUUCCUUUCAACUCGGUGACCUUCUGUGACCCCAGCAAUGGUGACUGCCCUUGCAAGCCUGGGGUGGCAGGGCCACAUUGUGACAGGUGUAUGGUGGGGUACUGGGGCUUUGGAGACUACGGCUGCAGGCCCUGUGACUGCGCAGGGAGCUGUGACCCACUCACAGGAGACUGCAUCAGCAGCAGCACAGACAUAGACUGGUAUCAAGAAAUUCCUGACUUCCAUUCCAUGCACAAUAAAAGCGAGCCAGCCUGGGAGUGGGAGGAUGAGCAAGGAUUUUCUGCACUUCGACACUCAGGUAAAUGUGAAUGUAAAGAACAGGUGUUAGGAAACUCCAAGGCAUUCUGUGGAAUGAAAUAUUCAUAUGUGAUAAAAAUAAAGAUUUUAUCAGCUCACGACAAAGGGUCUCAUGCUGAGGUCAAUGUGAAGAUAAAAAAAGUCUUAAAAUCUACCAAAUUGAAAAUUUUACGAGGAAAACGAACAUUAUAUCCAGAAUCGUGGACUAACAGAGGCUGCACUUGUCCAAUCCUCAAUCCUGGUUUGGAGUACCUUGUGGCAGGACAUGAAGAUGUAAGAACAGGCAAACUAGUCGUGAAUAUGAAAAGUUUUGUCCAGCACUGGAAGCCAGCCCUUGGAAGAAAAGUCAUGGAUAUUUUAAAAAGAAAGUGCAAGUAGCAACAAAGGUAUAUAGCACAUAAUGACACUUCUCUAUGUAGAAAACACAAGCUUAAUGGAAAGGAGACCUCAAAAACAAAACUGGAAUUUUUUAAGUGCCAAAAUAUAUAGAAAUAUUCCAAUGCAUGGGCCUAGUCUAACCUGUCUCUUUGGGGGCCAUGUUUAAAUACAGUUUGUUUUAUAAAGACAAAUGAAAAAUCCUACACUGAUAACUGCCUCCUAUGGGACUGAUUCUGUAAUUCAUAACUAUUCAGAGUAUUUUUAAUAGCAGUAUGAUAUUUAGCAGUAAUGCAUUAAGAGGAGUACAUCUAACAAGGACUCCUUCCAGCUUCAGAUAUGUUACUUCUAUUUGUGCUACUUAAAGUAAUUAAGGAGAUUUUAAGGACUCCCCAACCCUACUAUCAAAAAAAGGUUUUUCUUAAAAAAGAGCCUGCCUUUGUGUGAUGUGUGUGAACUUUGGUCUAUGGAGUGUUAAAUGGAAUCUCUCCACAUGUAUAUACUAUUUCCUUGUAUAAAGCACUUUACUACCUACCACUUGUGUUGGGAAAGUUGGAAGACCAUGGUUGACAGAAAGAAAAAUAAAGGGCGUGUAAGAAAACCUACUGAAACAGAAGCACUGUCACUACGUGUGGACAAAAGGAAGUUGUACGUGUUAGCUCUGAACACUUGGAAAAAACCCAAAAGGAGAACAUGUUUGCAUAUGAAGUCUCAGCUUCAGGCUAGAGGUUAGAUUCCACAGAUACCAGCCAUGAUGAAAAAUUUUUUUAAAAACUAAACAAAAUGAGACUUUAAAAUAAGAGGAAGAAGAAAUCUUAAGAGUAGAAAUAUGCUUGGAUGAAAAGGAAAUGGACUUUAAAUUUUUAAAAGCUCAUUUAUUUGCAAUGCACUUGUAUACACGGCAGAAAUUAUUGUAGACACAGAAUUUGUUUUAUUUUUCUGUUUAGUAUUUAAACCUGAAUGUUGGAACAGUUUCCUCCUUAUCUUUAUUAACAGUAUAUGGCCAUUACACUUACUCAUUUUUUUGACACAGUGUAUGUGAUAGUUCACCAAACUACAGUUUUCAUUAUUACUCAUAUUCCGUACCCAUGCACAACCACAAUACAUACAGUUUCUUCUGUACUUGAAUAUACAAAACAUAAACCACAGUGUCAUAAGAUUAACUUCACAUACAGAACAUAUUUUUUUUCCUGAGGUCCUGUGGACUUGCAAAAUAUAUAUAUAUAUAUUGCUCUGUUAAUUUUUUAUAUUUCAUAUAUGUAAUAAAGGAAUAUGAUUUCCUGA